Molecule: messenger RNA, 1610 nt
Organism: Erythranthe guttata (spotted monkey flower)
Lineage: Eukaryota; Viridiplantae; Streptophyta; Magnoliopsida; Lamiales; Phrymaceae
Source: RefSeq, a predicted model, not a curated record
GAAGUAUAGUUACAAAAGGCACUAGUCUUUCUGUGUUUAAUUAACCGAAGGUUUCUUGUGUGUGUGUGUGUGUGUGUGUUUGAGUUGUGUGUAAAAAAAUUAUGCCAUUUGUUGCUUGCUCAACACUUGUACAAAGCUAAGCUAGUUUUGUUUAGAGGUUUUUUUAAUGAAUGAAACCUCUCCACUAAUCUCCGUCGUCCCCGAUUUAAUAUCGGAAAUUCGACAAUGACGAAACUGCCCCCCGUCGUUCUGCCGCUCACCCCCCUCGAAAACAAUAGAAAUCCUACUAGUUCUAGUUCUAGUGUCCCACACAAGGGAGUUCUUGGCAUCAAAACAGAGUCAAAUUAUGAUCAAUUGACCUCUAGUGAUAACUUGACAACUCUCACUAAUUCGGAGCCAAUCACUCUUAAUUUCGAGGAUAAUAAUAGUGUUAUUCCUCGUAACAUCGACGAGUCCGAGUUAGGUAAAGAUGUGACUGUCGAAGAAUCCGACAAGACAUUGUCGGAUUCCCUUAUUGAGGUUUCUCAAGAAAUAACGACUAAUAAACGAAAGCUUCCUUCGAACUAUGUACCUCUAUGGGGCUUGACGUCUAUUUGUGGACGGAGGAAAGAAAUGGAAGAUUCCGUUGUGGCUUUGCCGAGAUUCUUGAAGAUUCCUUCUUCCAUGUUGGACGACGGCCCACAUUCUAGUUCCGCUCGUAAAGAUUCGAUCGCCCAUGUGUUUGGAGUUUAUGAUGGACAUGGUGGUUGCCAGGUGGCUAACUAUUGCCAAGACCGACUCCAUCUAGUUUUAGCCGAAGAGAUUGGCAUUGCUAAAGAAAAUUGGCUUAAUGAAACCGAAGGAUGUAACUCCGAGGAACAAUGGAUGAGGAUCUUUCUGAGAUGCUUCAAUAAAUUGGACAACGAAGUUGGUGGAUUCCCCGUUAUUGCUUCCGAAAUUCCGGGGCCACCUAUUGCACCCGACUCUGUGGGGUCCACUGCAGUGGUUGCCGUUGUUUGUUCGACCCAUAUAAUAAUUGCUAAUUGCGGUGAUUCACGAGCUGUCCUAUACCGUGGGAAAGUUCCGAUUCCUUUGACCAUUGACCAUAAAGUAAGAAUCGAGGUUGUCUUGUGCGUGCAUUUGUUUUCGAAUAUUUUUAUUAAAAAAAAAGGUAUUUUUUUGAAGCCAAAUAGCGAAGAUGAAUGCGCGAGAAUAGAAGCUGCGGGAGGAAAGGUGAUUAAAUGGGAUGGAUAUCGUGUUUCGGGAUUCCUAGCCGUGUCGAGGUCCAUCGGUGAUAGAUACUUGAGGCCGUAUGUAAUUGCGGACCCACAAGUGAUGUUGGUUCGUCGGGCGAGAGAAGACGAGUGCCUUAUUCUAGCGAGCGAUGGUUUGUGGGAUGUGAUGACCAACCAAGAGGCUUGUGAGCUGGCGCGGUGGCGGAUGCUGAUGUGGCACAAAAGGAACGGCGGCGGUGAUGUGGCGGGAGAAAGAGGGAACGGGGUUGAUCCGGCAGCACAAGAUGCAGCGGAUUGCCUUUCGCGACUUGCUUUCCAAAGAGGGAGUGGGGAUAAUAUCUCAGUGGUGGUGGUUGAUCUUAAAUCUCAAAGGAAGUUCAAAUAAUCGAGUUCGUU